AUGCAAAAUCAUAUCCAUGAAGCGUAAGGAUAACUUACUCCGCUUCACGAAGUAAAAAAUAUUUUUGUUCACGAAGGGAAAUUAAAAAUCCUUUAAUAAGUAAAUUUUUUUUGAGAUAAAACAAUUCUAAUUCAUAAAAUUAGAAAUAAAGUCAAUUUAUUUUUUUAAAAUUUAUGUUUUAAUAAGCAAAAUUUUGUAAAAAUAUCAACAGAAUUAGCUAGAGAUUUCGUUAUACUAAUUAUCACUUAUAUACCAAAUUUUUUUCUAUAAAAAAUUCUGCUCAGUCAAGGAGAUCCAAAAGAGGGUUUUUUUCAAUUAUUUGCUCGCUCAUGGAGGAGUUAGACUGAGCCUACUGAGAAGUCAUCUAUGCUGCUAUCAGUCAAAUAUUAAUGAUGAAGAGAUGGAGUUCAGCUCAACUGAGCCAAAAAUGCACAUGAGGACGACUCAAAGGACAAGAUCUUAUAAAUCAGUGUAUUAUAGUCCAGAAGACCUUAAAUCAACAAGAGGCUCACAUAGGAAUUCAGAAGAUGAAGCAGGAUUUUCAAAGACCGGUCAAAUCAUACUCGAGAGAAUUGAAUAA
Molecule: messenger RNA, 580 nt
Organism: Blepharisma stoltei
Lineage: Eukaryota; Ciliophora; Heterotrichea; Heterotrichida; Blepharismidae
Source: the annotation of a GenBank genome assembly